Messenger RNA from Eupeodes corollae, 2322 nucleotides. RefSeq names its product arylalkylamine N-acetyltransferase 1 (gene speck). Gene Ontology annotation, molecular function: N-acetyltransferase activity. Bases 836 to 1639 code for a protein of 267 amino acids. The transcript has 5 exons. The record is from RefSeq and is a predicted model, not a curated record. Lineage: Eukaryota; Metazoa; Arthropoda; Insecta; Diptera; Syrphidae.
UUUGUAGCUCAUUUCUGUUUUCCUCUUUACGUAGCGCUGCGCUGGCUCUGGAUAAGGAAAACACUAUGAGUUCGAUUUUGUUGUGUGUGCUUCCGACCAACAACGUCUACGGUUCGGCUCGGUGUUUAUGUUUGCGUUGUUUUUGUUGGACAAAAACUAGCGACCGACAACAGGGUGAGAUUUUUAUAUUGGACAGGGGACUCUAGUGCUGUUGUGUUUCGGAUAAGAGCCGAUAUGUUUCGCAUGAUGAGUGACAAUAACGCCAGCCAGUGGUCGAUUGUGCUGUUGUAAACGGGUCCGAAACCGCCACACCACCGCCGCCGCCGCCGUCGUCGCAUUUGAGAAGUGUUCUAAGGGAUUCGGCCUGCGGUAACUUCCAAAUCCUCAAUAGUCUUCACUUCGAAUAUUUAUCGGCCAAGAAUAAGUACGAGCCGAGCAGUUUUCGUGCGAUUGACUUUCCCGUUCGGAAAAUUUAUUUGAUUGUGAAAAGAAUUUGCGUUUGAAUUAAAUAAAGAUAAAUCGCAUCAGUGGAACACAAAUCACUUAUGAACUUGACGCACCGCCAUCCGUUCAUAUAAAUAAGUUUAUAUAUUUUUAUAAUUCAACAUUAAAAUUCUUUUUGCUGAAUCCGAUUGUUUAUUUAUGUGACCGACGACGCGACGCGACACCAUGAGCGGGAAAUAGAUUUUUGGCUCGGAAUCGUACGUGUGCUCCACACGUUUGUGCUGAAAAAAUUGUGCGGCAGGAAUAGAUUCUAGGGGCAAUUAAACAGCUUGCGGGUUUUGUUAUUUAUUAUUGUAAUGGAACAUUAUUAAUUUGUUCUGAUGACGGCUUUAUGAGAAAUGGACCAGAAAAAUUAAAAAAAAAGGUUAUCCUGCAUAAAACCCAUCAUAAGCUUUCCGACUUGAAUCCCAUCGCCAGGCUAACACAAAAGAUGGACAAGACGUUAAAAGUAUCUGAGCAAUUGCCUGCACCUGUGGUUGAUGAUGUCCCUUACACCAUUGAAUUAAUCACGGAAAAAGAUAAUGACGGUGUUCUUGCAAUGCUCAAAACAUUCUUUUUCAAAGAUGAACCACUUAAUACUUACCUCAACCUCGGUGAAUGUCAAGAGUUGGAGGAAUACUCUUUGAAGUGUAUACCCGAAGCGUGUUCUUUUAAGGCUGUCAACAAACAGGGUGAAAUCAUUGGAGUGUUCAUAAAUGGUCUUAUGCGUCGGCCGAAACCCGAUGAGAAACAUGAGAGUGCAGCAAAGUCUUGUAAGCAUCCCAAGUUUAAGAAAAUCCUAUCCCUCAUGGACUACAUCGAUGAAGAUUUCAACAUUUUCGAUGUCUUCCCCGACACAGACAUUAUUUUAGAUGGCAAAAUUGUUUCCGUAAACACUAACUACCGAGGCUUAGGUAUCGCUGGACGUUUAACGGAAAAAGUCCUCGAAUAUAUGCGCGAAAAUUCAAUUCCUGUGAUGCAUGUCCUGUGCACAAGUCAUUUUUCGGCCCGGGUCAUGGAGAAACUUGGAUUCCAUGAAGUCUAUCAGCUUCCAUUUGAAAAUUUCAAAAUCAACGGUGAGGUAGUUCUUCGCCCAGCUAAGCCUCAUGUGGCAGCCCGAAUUUUAGCCAAGGAAAUUAGUAAAUCCCCCAACUAAAUCAUCUUGACAGGGUAUCUAUUUUUAAAUUGAAUUGUUGUUGAUUUUAAUAUUAAACAAAUAAGAGUGAUUUUUGUAUGCUAUGUAUAUUUAUUUAAACACAAAAUUUUGUAUAUGUUUUUGGGUUAAGGACUUUAAUUUGUUUUUCUCUUGUACAGAACAAUAAUUUUUAAAAAAUUUACAAUAUAAUAUUGUAUUUGUAUUUCUUGUAUUAUGUAAUAUUAUUUUUACAAAAUGUUAUUAUUAAUUAGUAAAAAGAAAACAAAGAAACCAUAAAUGAAACAAUUAAAAAAGUAUUUUUAAAAUAAUAAUUAAGUGUCAAUUAAAAUGUGUAAUAUGUAGCUAAUUGUAUUUAUUGUCUGAAAAAAAAACUUAAAAAAAAACUUUAAGGAACUUAUAACGGAAAGUUAGUUAGAGCAAGUUUGAUAAUAUUGUGACUUAAAAUUAAACUAGAAAUAACGUACAAAUUUAGUAGUUAUUAAUAAUUGUUUAUUUAGUUAGUUCAUGAAAUCGUCAUCAGAGUGUUGAAAAUGAUGGUGAAUAAACAAUAUGAAUAUUUUUAAUUGUGCAAAUUAAUUUAUUGCAAAAUUGUUAUAAUGUGUUGUGUAUGUGUACCUACUUAUUCUUAUUCACUGUUCAUAAUGAUAUUGGAUGAAAAUAAAACAUGAAACCGUUUAAAUUAA